AUGGCUUGUAUUGAAAAUGGGCUUGGAAGGCAUAGCCAUUCAUUCAUAAUGGUACCUGUGGACAAAAAUACAAGCAGGGGGAUAUGCCACAAUGUGCAGCUCUGGUGUCUGAAUUCCAUGCUAAAUGAUGAUGAGGAUGAUGCAGAGACCUGGGCCUGCCCGCCUGUCUUCUUGAAACCUCCCUUCAUGGUGCCAAGAUCAGGAGCCAGCAUUCCUGAAAAUCCAAGAGCUCUGACACACCCUUUUACUCUAACACCUGCUAUUAAGGCAGAGUCCUUAGCAACAACAGAAGUAAACAUCUCAGAGGGCCUUGAAGGCCAGAGCCAGAAGGCAAAUGAUUCUAUUAAUAAGUCUCGGGAAUUUUGUGAAAGCAGUGAGGCACUGAUAAUCAGAGGCCCAAGAGUUGGUAGUGGGGUUCUUGAGAGAAGUGGCAGUAACUCAAAACCUGUUCCUAGAGCCCAAGGGUUCUUUUCACCAAGGGGCUUCCAGUCAGGACGCCCUCCAUAUAUACCCACACUUAGAUCAGGGAUAAUGAUGGAGAGGACUCCAGGAAAUGCUAGAAUGGCAUACAAGGGCAACCUGGUUCCAGUUUAUUCCUCACUGGGAAGCCAAAGGCACCCUAUGGCUAACUGGCAGCAGAGACCUCUUUUUUUGUCAAGCAGUAUUCUAGACUUACCUUGCUCUGCUGCUCAUUGCAUCCUGCCUCCUCAAGCUCCAGCGUUCAAUCCAUUUCCCAUGAUGCCUACAGCUUUUGCUUUUCCCUUGAGAUUUGCUCCUCCCCUGUUGCCUUAUUUUUUACAUUACAACACCCGAGCAAUGUAUCCUCCUCAUCCAUACUUAAAUUAG
This is a messenger RNA of Psammomys obesus (fat sand rat), 846 nucleotides long. It is a transcript of the gene Prr32, whose product is annotated as proline rich 32. NCBI's taxonomy places the organism in Eukaryota, Metazoa, Chordata, Mammalia, Rodentia, Muridae. Bases 1 to 846 code for a protein of 281 amino acids. The transcript is spliced from 2 exons. The record is from RefSeq and is a predicted model, not a curated record.